UUUCGUUACUGUUCGAGUUAUUUUAUUAUCAGCUGUAAUCGUUCCAUGCGAUUCUACUCUUGCCUCUACGAUCUACCCAUAUACAUACAAUGUACAUACAAAAUAAUUUUCCCGAUCUCAUUAUGAUGUUUUUAAGAAAAUGUAACGCAUGUACAUGUAACACGACUUGUACUCGUCUUUCUUAUUAUAAUAAUAUCCUAUUUGUACUUUCUCUAAACUUAUGCACUCUGAAUUAAACUCUUAGAGCGCACUAUUUUAGUCCGUGUACCAAAAAUGACCACGCGGAAAGUUAAGUCACUCUUAUAAUAGAAGUUCGCACGAUUCCCUUCUUAUCACAGAACGAUCGAAAACGUGCGUGAAUAUUUUGAAUGUUUCGAAAACUGAUAGAAUCGCGUAUUUUUAUCGCAAACGAAAAGAAAGUGAUAUAUAAAGCCGUCGAAUUAUACGAAAGCAAAUAAAAUAUGGAAGUGACAGAAGCAUGGAAUACGCUAAAAGAAAGGAUAAUUGCGAAUAAUAACGAAGAUGUAGUUAAUGAAUUCGAAAUGCUAGGCACCGACGAGGAACGCAUUAUAUUUACACUUAAUAUUAUGUUAAAAUAUGAUAUACUUCCUAUUGUAAGUUGUGAUGCAAAGAAUGCAAAGGAAUCCGAGAGAUUAAGAGAACGCGGUAACAAGGUAUUUGUUUCCUCGCCAUUGACGAGUACUUCUUGUGUAGAAGCAUUGAAACUGUAUACGAAAAGUAUCGUUUACGCUCCUUAUCCAUCCGAACAGCUUGCACUUGGAUACGCUAAUAGAUCUGCAGUUUUGAUAAAAUUGCAUAAAUACGAAGAAUGCGUUCGCGAUAUAAAUAGAGCAUUGGCAUUACAGUAUCCAGAUAAUUUGAAAGCUAAGAUUUAUGCAAGAAAAAUCGAUUGUUUCGAAGUUCUGAAGCAUCCUACCAUGGAAGAUGCUAUCAAAGAAGCACAAGAAUGGUUAAAUAAAAUAUCUUUCAGUAAUGUUCAUUGUAAGAACUUGAACGAAAAACUUAUUUCCAAAGAAGAAAUGGGAAAAUCGUACAACUCGAAGGAACAAAACGAUGCGAAAUGCAAAAAUAAAUCUCCUUUUCCUGUACUAAAGACGCGCAAUAUUAAAAUUCCUUGCAUUUCGGAUGCAUUAACUCUAAUGUACAACAAACAAUACGGUAGACACAUUGUCGCUACUCGUAAAAUAAAUCCUGGUGAAAUAAUCGCUAUAGAAAAGCCAUACUCGUUACUCUUGAGUCCUGCAAAUAUGUACACACAUUGCUCAAACUGCUUAGAACUAUCAUGGGCUAACAUUCCUUGUGACUAUUGUAUUUACGCCAUGUAUUGCUCGGAAGAAUGUAAGAUUUUGGGUUGGAAAAAAUAUCACGACAUGGAAUGCUCUGUAUACCCUUGUAUGAUGAAGAUGAACUUUAGCACAUCACAAUUAUUUAGCUUACGACUCGCUAUACAGGCUAUGAAGGAAGCUUCAAGUAUACAAGAGUUAAGGGAAGAAUUGAAAGAAGUAGACGAUUGCAAUGAUUCAUGCACAAAAGGUUUUUCUAAGAAUGGUAUCUUUGAAGGCGAUAAAUACAGAAGUUUAUGGGGACUGGAUACCCAUAAAGAAGAUGCAAAAGACCGUCUGUUUAUCAGAUCUCUGAAUGCUAGCUUUAUAUUGUACAUCUUGGCAACGUAUACCAACAUGUUUGGAAACCCACUCAAAAAAGAUAUAUCUAUGUUAGCAGAAACCCCUGAUGUUACAUUCAUUGGCAGCCUUAUAUUAAGGCACCAGCAGUUGAUUCCCUGUAAUAGGCACGGUAUAUCAGAAAUGCCGAUCCCUGAAAUGCAUCCUCUUUCGCGUGGUUCUGCAAUUAUGCCAUCUAUGUGUUUUAUUAAUCACAGCUGUGAUCCAAAUAUAGCUAGAAUAACAAGGUCUGGGUAUAUGAUUAUGUCUGCUUUAUAUCCAAUUGAAAAAGGUGAACAGAUAUUCGACAGUUAUAGUCAACUUUAUGUGUAUGUACCAAAAGCUGUGAGACAGAAAUAUCUUCUGGAAAAGUAUUAUUUCCAGUGCAAUUGCUUACCAUGCCAGGAAAACUGGCCGCUAUUCAACGAUCUAAAAUCAUGUGUAAAUUUGGACUUGAAGAAGGAAAUACUAUAUGAGGCUAAUCAAGUACUAAAGAAAUUCAGGACAUACAGAGACGAUGCUAGCAAAGGAAAUAUUCUGGAUGGGUCUAGCAUCGCAAAUGACAUAAUAAAAAUGAUUAACAUUUUAUAUUACCAAACGCCAAAACCCUGCCUAGAAGUUUCGAAAAUGAUAGAAGCUUUGAAAUGCGUCUUCUAUUUGACAGGGAACCGAUAUGAAAUUCCUAAACUGUGAACGUGUAACUAAAUAAACGGCCAUUUUGUGAAAAAUAAAUGUACGCUU
Hylaeus anthracinus is the source of this 2423-nucleotide messenger RNA. RefSeq names its product SET and MYND domain-containing protein 4-like. Lineage: Eukaryota; Metazoa; Arthropoda; Insecta; Hymenoptera; Colletidae. The transcript is spliced from 6 exons. The record is from RefSeq and is a predicted model, not a curated record. Gene Ontology annotation, molecular function: protein binding. Bases 462 to 2375 code for a protein of 637 amino acids.